UUGCUGUCAGACAGCGGAGGAAGAAGAAGAAGAAAAGAGAAAAGUGGAACCGAGCCACGGACCUCCAGCCAGAGAAAGACGACAUGUACCAGCUCCCGUCCACAUUGUUUAACCUCGUUCUGCAGAGACAUGAGGGGGGAACCAGUGAAGGACAGUGUCAUGGCAACGGUGUCGCUUGUUUUGAAGGAGGCCACAUGUACAAGGGCAUGUUUGCCAAGGGACUAAUGGAUGGACCUGGUGUCUUCACAUGGGCAGGAGGAUUGAAAUAUGAGGGGGAAUUUGUGUGCAACAAGCCCAUGGGUCAGGGUACCUACACUUGGCCAGAUGGCGGCUCCUACAAAGGAGAGGUCUAUGACGGUGUACGACAUGGGACAGGAACUUAUGAAUGUGCCAAAUCUGCAGUGACGUACACCGGGCAGUGGGAUCAGGGCAAGAGGCACGGAAAGGGUGAAGUGUUUUAUGACCAGAGUAAGACCUCUUGGUACAAAGGAGACUGGGUGAAGAACAGCAGAGAGGGAUUUGGAGUGAGAUGCUACCCCUCUGGUAACAUUUACUCUGGUGAGUGGAAGAACAACCUGAGGCACGGAGAGGGCACGAUGAGGUGGCUGCAGCUGGGGCAGGAGUAUGUUGGGAUGUGGCAGGAUGGGGUCCAGCAUGGACGAGGAACACAUAUCUGGAUGCUGAGGCGAACGGAUGGAUCCCAGUAUUUCCAUAAUAAUCGAUACACGGGGGAUUACGUUAAGGGUCAGAGGCACGGACAGGGAACGUUUUUCUACGCUGGUGGUGCAGUCUAUGAAGGAGAAUUGAGGAACGAUAAAAAACACGGGAAGGGGAAAUUCACUUCUAAGGACGGACAUGUUUUUGAAGGAGAAUUUGAGGACGAUCAGAUGGUGACAAACGAGUUGAAAGGUGCACUUCCUCUAUCAGGCAGUGAUUCAUCUGUGCUGGUAGCAGACAUGGCCCUGAACAUUGAAAGUCUUCUGGAUAAAAUCCCAGAGAAAAAGCGCAGCACUGAACGCAAGCAGGUGGAGUUUGUGGUGCUGAGGCAGGACGCGGAGCUGCGGUCCAUCUACAGUUUCUACUGCAGACUUGGUCAGAGCAGGUCCCCGGACAAGACCUUCCUGCUGUGCCGCCUGCAGCUCUGGCGCCUGCUCAAAGACUGCAACAUCCACCAUCAUGGCAUCACUCUGACGCAGAUAGAUCAUUUAAUGAAAGUGGAUUCCCCCACACAGAUCCACUCUCCUUAUACCCCCAUGUCGCUUACUAGGCUCCUCAGCUGUCUCGUGAUUGUGGCCCACCACAUCUACAAUAAAGACAUGGAGUCACAAAAAUACCUUCUGGCUUCCUGCUUCUCCAAACUGAUGACGGACGACAUCCUUCCCAAUGCCAAGAAUGUUAAAGGCUUGCUGUUCGGACGACCACACCUUUCAGCUGCGGCUCUGAACUACACGAGUAGGUGCUGGGACGUCUAUCAGGCUCACUGCCAGGUCCAGGCAGAACCCAGAGAGGACCGGACCAUGACCUGCAGACACCUGCUGUGGAUGUUCAAGGAACUUGGUCUGGUGGACAAUCACCUGACCACAGUGAGGUUACUGAAGAUCAUCAUGGCAGAGAGCCAGGAUCCCAACAACCCGUCAUCCUACCUGAAUCUGGAGAUCACAUUCCUGGAGUUUUUUGAAGUACUUCUGGGCUUCGCUGACAUCAAGUGUCAGUGGGUUUCUGAAAAAGGCCCGGAGGAGAGCAGCUCCUCGUCCAGUUCAGAUGAAGAGACCAGUGAUCUUUCCGAGGUGGAAGACAGCGAGAAAAUCGCCCCUACAAGCAGCCCUGCACACUCGAAAGAGAAUUCCAGCGAAGCAGCAGAAUCAUCUCCUGCUCAGGACAUCAUUGAGAGUCAACAAGAUGUCGAGACCAAAGUCUGUGAAGAACCUCAGUCUGCAGUUCACAGAGAAGAACAUAGAGUUGAGGAGAUGGAGGCCAACGACCAGACGAUUCAUCAGUUCUUCAACCACUUUUUCUUACCUGCAUUUGACCAUUACCAGUUAGUGACUAAACUCAUGGAGGAACAGAAGCUCUGUCAGAAGGUCCCGUUAAAUCUAUAGCUAAAUCCCAACGAGACAGGUAGUCUAGAAUUGUUUUUGUUGGGUCAGUCAACAUUUAGAGGUCCAACGCUUGAUAAAAUUGGUUUAUAUGCAUCAUUACAGUGGAUUUGUCAAAUUGUAACUUCAAUCUUCAUGAACCAAUUUUUAUGAAACAUGUGAAAAUAUAAGAUUUCUUCACUGUGUGCAUUAAACAUUUUCUGAUUUCAAAAUAUAAAUUGCAAAAACUUAUGAGUCAAAUCUAAACGGCAAUGCUGGGAUUAAUAUUACAUUUUGAAUCCACAUUAUCAUAGACAAAUUCCCAAUGCAGCAUGAGUACAGCCACCAGAUGGCAUCUUUCACCUUUUAUUCCACUUUAAUCUCUGCUUCUUGGAUGUGGAUCAUCUCCAACUAAGUCCCAAAAAAAGCUCCUUCACUGCAUUUUUGUUGCACAAACUUAUAAAGUGUGAAAUGUUGUGUUGUGAUACAGGCAGAAGGAGCAUUAAGAGGCUACAACCAAACUAAAUAUAUAGAGCCUUCAAUUACUGUAGUAAAAGCUAUGAGUUUUGCUGAUUUGUGCUUGGAUGUAAAUAAAGAGAACCGGCCAUUUUCUUG
This is a messenger RNA of Hippoglossus stenolepis (Pacific halibut), 2690 nucleotides long. RefSeq names its product radial spoke head 10 homolog B (gene rsph10b). NCBI's taxonomy places the organism in Eukaryota, Metazoa, Chordata, Actinopteri, Pleuronectiformes, Pleuronectidae. The coding region runs from base 84 to 2099 and encodes 671 amino acids. The record is from RefSeq and is a predicted model, not a curated record. The transcript is spliced from 17 exons.